Pistacia vera is the source of this 1642-nucleotide messenger RNA. Its product is annotated as alanine--glyoxylate aminotransferase 2 homolog 3, mitochondrial-like. Bases 97 to 1545 code for a protein of 482 amino acids. Gene Ontology annotation, molecular function: pyridoxal phosphate binding; transaminase activity. The record is from RefSeq and is a predicted model, not a curated record. Gene Ontology annotation, cellular component: mitochondrion. The transcript has 9 exons. Lineage: Eukaryota; Viridiplantae; Streptophyta; Magnoliopsida; Sapindales; Anacardiaceae.
CUUGCGAUCACAGACGCACACACACACUCGAUAUUCCUCCUGCAUUUUCGGAAUCUCUCUCCAUAACUCGUAAACCGAGCAGAAACAGAAACGAAGAUGCAGAGAUUCGUAGUGAGAAGGAUAUUAUCGGAAACGAAUUCAACAAAUUCUCAGCGGUGCAACCGGUGCUUCUUCUCUCAGCUAGUGCAGAAGCAGGAGACGCCUCUAAAUGACAAUGAAGUUUUUCUUCCCAAAAUGCCCCCAUUCGAUUACUCUCCUCCUCCGUAUACCGGCCCUUCCGUCGAUGAGAUCUUGGCCAAGCGCAAGACCUAUCUCAGUCCUUCACUGUUCCACUUCUAUAACAAACCUCUAAACGUGGUGGAUGGAAAGAAGCAAUAUUUGUUCGAUGAAAACGGCCGUAGAUACUUAGAUGGUUUUGGAGGGAUUGCAACUGUGUGUUGCGGCCAUAGUCAUCCUGAUGUAGUCGACGCAGUGAUUAAUCAAAUCAAACGCAUACAGCACUCCACAGUCCUCUAUCUCAACCAUGUUAUCGCUGAUUUCGCAGAGGCCUUAGCCUCCAAAAUGCCUGGCAAUCUUAAGGUGGUCUUCUUCACAAAUUCAGGCACAGAAGCCAAUGAAUUAGCAAUAAUGAUGGCAAGAUUAUAUACAGGAUCUAAUGACAUAAUAUCACUAAGGAACGCAUAUCAUGGUAACGCAGCUGGAACUAUGGGAGCCACAGCCCAGUCCAACUGGAAAUUUAAUGUUGUUCAGACUGGAGUUCAUCAUGCCCUGAAUCCAGACCCAUACAGAGGUGCCUUUGGUUCAGAUGGUGAAAAGUAUGCAAAAGAUGUCCAAGAGCUUAUUGACUUUGGAACUAGUGGUCAUGUUGCUGGUUUUCUUUCUGAGGCUAUACAGGGAGUAGGUGGCAUAGUAGAGUUGGCACCAGGUUACUUGCCUGACGUUUAUAAAAGUAUUAGAAAAGCUGGAGGUCUUUGCAUUGCCGAUGAGGUUCAGGCUGGGUACGCUCGCACGGGGAGCCAUUUCUGGAGCUUUGAGGCCCAAGGUGUUGUUCCCGACAUAGUGACAAUGGCAAAGGGUAUUGGGAAUGGCAUUCCCCUAGGUGCUGUAGUAACCACUCCUGAGAUUGCAGAGGUCCUGACUCGCCGCAAUUAUUUUAAUACUUUUGGAGGCAAUCCUCUGUGUACAGCAGCAGGGCAUGCUGUUUUGAAAGUGAUUGAAAAAGAGAAGCUUCAGGAUAAUGCAUUUGUUGUUGGAUCCUAUAUGAAAGAAAGACUAAAUGCACUGAAGGAUAAGCAUGAGAUUAUUGGAGAUGUAAGGGGAAGAGGCUUUAUACUUGGAGUUGAACUUGUCACCGAUCGCCAACAAAAAACACCUGCGAAGGCUGAAACUCUACAUGUAAUGGACCAGAUGAAAGAACAUGGAGUACUGAUUGGGAAAGGAGGAUAUUACGGAAAUGUUUUCAGAAUAACACCUCCUCUCUGUUUCACCAAGGAAGAUGCUGAUUACCUGGUUGAUGUUAUGGACUACACCAUGUCAAAGGUUUGAAGCAGCCGCUGGUAUAUGAAGAACAGACGUAGAUAAAGAAGUCAGUCUGUUUGGUGGUUCGCAACGUAUUCAAUUAUCUAGAAUUGUACUAUUAUAU